Molecule: messenger RNA, 378 nt
Organism: Diaporthe amygdali
Lineage: Eukaryota; Fungi; Ascomycota; Sordariomycetes; Diaporthales; Diaporthaceae
Exons: 2
Coding region: 1-378 (125 amino acids)
Source: RefSeq, a predicted model, not a curated record
AUGGAGCAAGCAGACAUCGUCUACCACGGCUUUCCAGACCGGAUGACCCCUGUCUCCAAACUUGGGACGAAAGUUUGCUUGGUUGGUAAUUGGACCUCGGGUCUGGAGGCGAUCAUGAAACGCUUCCCGCCUCGCUCCGACGCCUUGGUUUCUAACCUCUACGAAACCCCCUCACUCAUCGCUACUCUUGCAGACAAGCUUGCGAAUCGGAUGACGCCCGAUCGUGCAAUGCAAUUCACCUCAAGCGCCUGCACUGCCUUCUAUGAUUUGGAAAUAGGCUCUCAUCUCGUCCUCGAUGUCGCCGUCUCAGCUUUCCUCGUUCCUUCAAACGUCAAAAUGUACAUACACGCCGUUGCCCACGACUCGGAUGAGCGAUGA